Glycine soja is the source of this 1412-nucleotide messenger RNA. Its product is annotated as protein COP1 SUPPRESSOR 2-like. Gene Ontology annotation, cellular component: spliceosomal complex. The transcript has 6 exons. Gene Ontology annotation, biological process: mRNA splicing, via spliceosome. NCBI's taxonomy places the organism in Eukaryota, Viridiplantae, Streptophyta, Magnoliopsida, Fabales, Fabaceae. The record is from RefSeq and is a predicted model, not a curated record. The coding region runs from base 104 to 970 and encodes 288 amino acids.
UGUUGAUACUACUUGGUGGCGAGCGAGUGUUGAAGGUUAAAACGUUACGUUUAAACCUCUCUGCAUUGCAUUCGCAUAUGAUCCGUUACCGUUAGCAACAACGAUGGAUGAUUCGAAGCAGCAGCAGCAACGGAAAAAAAACUACCGAAAGAGAAGCGCUCCAACAGACGAAGAUGAACUUCCUCAAUCUCAAAGUAACAAUGAAUCCGACGACGAACGAGAAAGAAGAAUGGCAUUGGAGGAAAUUAAGCUCCUCCAGAAGCAGCGGGAAAGGAAAUCGGGAAUUCCAGCAAACCCUAGUUUGCAGGUGCAGAGUGGAACCGGCGGCGGUUUAGCUGCUAAAGCCGCCGAAAAGAACGAUGGCGAUGGCGGCGACAAGGACGAGCUCGUUCUUCAAGACACCUUCGCUCAAGAGACCGCUGUUAUGGAUGAAGACCCCAAUAUGGUGAAUUAUAUCGAGCACGAGUUAGCGAAGAAGAGGGGAAGGAAAAUUGAUGCAGCGGAUCAAGCUGAGAAUGAGCUGAAACGUGCUGAAGAUGAACUAUAUAAGAUCCCUGAGCAUCUUAAAGUAAAAAGGCGAAAUUCAGAAGAAAGCUCUACUCAGUGGACUACUGGUAUUGCUGAGGUUCAGCUUCCAAUCGAAUAUAAAUUAAAAAAUAUUGAAGAAACAGAAGCCGCCAAAAAGCUUCUACAGGAAAAGAGGCUUAUGGGUCGAACAAAAUCAGAUUUCAGCAUUCCAUCAAGUUACAGUGCUGAUUAUUUCCAGCGUGGCAGGGAUUAUGCGGAAAAACUUAGAAGAGAACAUCCAGAGUUGUACAAAGAUAGAAAUCACCAGGAUGAUAGUUCUGGAUCCAAGAAAAAUGAUUCCAGCACUGAUGCAGCUGGAGCAGUCCAGAGGCAGGCUGCAACCGAUGAAUUCAUGUUAGAGCGCUUCAGGAAACGAGAACGUCACCGUGUAAUGCGAAGAUGACAUGAAUGCUAUAUUUAUGGUGCACUUUACGACAGUACAUCAAAGAUUGGUGGAAGUUGAGCUUCUGUUGAUUGGGAUGCCACUGAUUUGCACCAGUUCCUUAUUCAAACUGUAGCAGAAGAUCAUUGGGCUACUUGAGCGUUAAUUUCUGUUGGUUCUUUUCCUUUUAAGAACAACUGUUAAGAAUUAUCAAGAUUAUAUUAUUUUAAUCACUGACCGAAUGAGAGGCCUUAUGUCAAGAGGCAGCAAAAGAAUUGUAAUAUUCAGCACUCCUUUGAUUGGUCAUCAAUAAGUUGCUGUUAGCCUGUAAGAUAUGGUAUGAACAGUUUUGGCAAUGGUUAGAAGAAUGGUGGUGAUGCCACCAGGUUCCUUGUAAGAGGAUCUGUAUCAGACUGUAUGCAUUUUACUGACAUUCAAAAUAUUUAACUUUUCCGUUUGACAA